CGUUGGCACGGCUCUUUUAGGGUUCAUUGGGGUGCAAGGGAGGCACCAAUGGAUUUCGAGCUCAAGGCCGCCAAGGCCAAAUGGGAGAGGGAGCAAGCGGAGAAGAAAGAGAGGGCUAGGGCGCGGCUGGAGAGGGAGCGGAGAGCUCGCGAGGCGGCGGCUAGGCAGCACGAGGCGAUCGAGGAAGCUCGGCGCCGGGCCCGGAUCGAAGCGGCGGAAGCUGCGCUUGCGGCCCAGCGGCAAGACGAGGAGGAUCGAGAAUUGGGGGAUGGGGUUCGAUACAGCAGGGUUCUUCGAGCUUUCAAGAUUCCUGGCGAUGGCGACAAGAUCACGCUGCCUGCCGCGGAUUUUGAGGUACUGGCGUCCCAGAAUGCCAUCGACAAGGGCCCGAUGUUCUUCGAGAUUUCGAACAAUGCGAGUUCCAGCCAGAUCGCGACGACGCACGGCGGGGUUUUGGAAUUCACCGCGGAGGAGGGAUUCGUGGGGCUGCCUUGGCACGUCUGGAGCAACGCGGGUUUGCUCGAGGGUGACGAGCAAAGCAGUGUGAGAGUUCGCUACGUAAGGCUUCCCAAAGGAAGAUAUGCCAAGCUCCAGCCGGAGAGCCCCGACUUUGGCGACGUCCCCAAUCACAAGGCCGUGCUGGAGACGAAGCUCCGCCAUCACGCAGCUCUAUCGUGUGGAGACGUCCUGAGCGUCAGCUUUGGGGGCGUGGAUCACAGGCUCCUGGUGCUGGAGCUCAAGCCGGCCUCGGCAGUGUCGGUGCUCGAGACGGACAUGGAAGUGGACGUGGAUGCGCCGCUAAAGGAGAGCUUUCCUGGGAAGAUUGUGCCACUUCUCAUAGGCAAAGCCGAGAGUGGUGUAGUGGAAGAAGGCCAGUACAGGUACUACAAGUUCAGCGUCGAUCAAAAGCUGGCGGAUGCUGCGAGCAAAGACGAGUUGGAGCUCUUGAUCCGGCUGCAAGUUGGUGGCGGUGGUGGCGAUGCCGACGUCUAUGUUGCUGCUCAUCCGGUGAUUUUUCCCUCGCGAGAUGAGCAUCAGUGGUCGUCACACGACACGGGGACGAAAGUUAUCAGUCUAGCAGGCGCGUCGGUGCUUCCAGGAGUUUACAGCAUCGCGGUGUUUGGAUUUAGAGGCGUGUCCAGCUUCACGCUGGCUGUGGAGGGGAGGGAAUCCAGAGAAAAGCCAGCGGCAGGUCACAGAGUUGGAGGUGCUGAGGCGAAGAUGGUCCAGGAUGGCUACGAGACUUGUGGCAAUUGCAAGCAGAUGAUACCAUCGCGUACGCUUCCGCUACACGAGGCCUACUGCAUCCGUCACAACGUCCCGUGCGGCUAUCCGGGCUGUGGGAUCGUUCUUCGGCGGGAGGAGGCGGGCCAGCACGUCCAUUGCCCGGGUUGCGGUGAAGCUUUCCGGCAGGAGGAGCUCCAGAAACACUUAGAGGUGUUCCAUGUCGCUCACAGCUGCGACUGUGGAGUCGUCUUGGAAAUGCAGGCCAUGGUGAAACACAAGGCUACCGAUUGUCCACUGCGAAAGAUUACGUGUAGAUUUUGCGGGGACGUGGUACAAGCCGGGGGCGAUGCCAAGGAUUUGCGAGACAGGCUAAACGGGUUGAGCCAGCACGAGAGCAGCUGUGGCUCGCGGACGGACGAGUGUGACGUUUGCCACCGGGCCGUGAUGCUGAAGGCCAUGAAUUUGCAUCGAGCAGCAGUCCACGGUGGUGCUGGAAGUCUUAGCAGCGGCCCAAGAGAAGAAGAAGAAGAAGAAGAAGAAUCCACCAGUGAGAAGUGUCCGAUUUGCGACAAGAUCUUCGACGGGGUGACCGCGAUCAACCGGCAUUUUGAGAGCGACCACUUUGGUCCGAGCAGCAUUCCAGCAAAGAGCUCGCCGCCGCCGCCAUCGAUCCCCUCCAGUUUCCGGCAGUCUCUCUCGGUUUUGUGCCCGAUUUGUGGGAUGGCCGUGCACAGCGAGCGGGAUUUGAGUUCUCACAUCGACAUGGUUCACUGAGAGCUAAGAUGGUGGGAAAAUACGUCGAUUCUUUAUAAAAGGAGUGUACCUAGUUAAUGACAAGAUUAUAGGACUGCUUUGUGGUGACAAACUUAGAAGAUAUCCUUUUGAUCUAUUGAAAUAAUGACGCAUUCUCAUCAUCA
This is a messenger RNA of Selaginella moellendorffii, 2144 nucleotides long. RefSeq lists its product as uncharacterized. NCBI's taxonomy places the organism in Eukaryota, Viridiplantae, Streptophyta, Lycopodiopsida, Selaginellales, Selaginellaceae. The record is from RefSeq and is a predicted model, not a curated record. Gene Ontology annotation, molecular function: polyubiquitin modification-dependent protein binding. The coding region runs from base 49 to 2001 and encodes 650 amino acids. The transcript has 3 exons. Gene Ontology annotation, cellular component: VCP-NPL4-UFD1 AAA ATPase complex.